Diospyros lotus (date-plum) is the source of this 1683-nucleotide messenger RNA. Its product is annotated as ethylene-responsive transcription factor RAP2-12-like. The transcript is spliced from 3 exons. The coding region runs from base 192 to 1364 and encodes 390 amino acids. Lineage: Eukaryota; Viridiplantae; Streptophyta; Magnoliopsida; Ericales; Ebenaceae. The record is from RefSeq and is a predicted model, not a curated record. Gene Ontology annotation, biological process: regulation of DNA-templated transcription; ethylene-activated signaling pathway. Gene Ontology annotation, molecular function: DNA-binding transcription factor activity; DNA binding.
ACCAUGGCUAGCUUUUACAAAAACCAAAACUUUCUGCCCCCCUGCCCUAACAUUUUCUCGGGAAAAUUCUCUAAGAAAAUCUGCUCUUGAUUUUCCUUCUCGAAACCCACUCUGCCUUUUUACUCAGAAUCCAAUAAUUUUCGCUCCUGCUCUCUGGUAGAAGAGAUUUAUCGGAAAAGAAAGAAAGAGAGAUGUGUGGUGGUGCCAUCAUCUCCGACUUCAUUCAGCCGCCGGCGCGCACUAGCCGGCUUACCGCCGACUUUCUCUGGCCGGCCACCGAUGCGAACAAGAAAAACCCUAGUGGCAAUUACUACUCCAAGCCUUUGAGAUCUCAGAUCUUCGAUCUGGUCGAUGAUUUCGAGGCCGAUUUUAAGGAUUUCAAGGACUACUCCGAGGAUGAGGAAGACGACGACGUUAACGUCAAGCCCUUUGCCUUCUCUGCCACCAAGUCAGGCCUUACUCGCGGGUCUAGAUCAGCAAAAUCUGUGGAAGUUGGCGGACAGGCUGAAAAAUCUGCGAAGAGAAAGCGAAAAAAUCAGUACAGAGGAAUUAGGCAGCGACCAUGGGGUAAAUGGGCUGCCGAGAUCCGUGAUCCGAGGAAAGGGGUUCGAGUUUGGCUAGGAACCUUCAAUACUGCCGAAGAAGCUGCAAGGGCUUAUGAUGCUGAAGCCCGAAAAAUUCGUGGCAAGAAAGCCAAGGUGAAUUUCCCUGAUGAAGCUCCUUCAAAUGGCUCAAAGCGCAGCAUCAAGGGAAAUCUGAAGAAAGCACCUCCCAAGGAAAGGCCAGUCUCUGUUCAGCCUAGUCUGAAUGAAGAUUUCAGUUAUGCAAGCAACCUCGACAAUACCUUCUACAACAUGGACUUUGAGGAAGAGAAACCAUUGAGCAAGCAAUAUGGGGCUAAGGAUGCCUAUGCUGCCACUGGUGGGUCUGGUUCUGAAUCAUUUUCGCCAUCUGACUGUCCCACCCUCUAUUUUGGUUCCGACCAAGCCAGUAACUCUCUAGACUGUUCUGACUUUGGAUGGGGAGAAUUUAAUGCAAUGACACCAGAAAUAUCAUCUCUUCUUUCAGCCACUUUAGAAAGCGAUGAGGCCCAACUUGCAGAAGAUGCUAGUCCUGCAAAGAAAUUGAAAUCCAACCCUGUUGAUGUUGAAAUUGUUGAAGACAACUCCGCAAAGAAAUUUCCUGAAGAGCCAGCCUUUGAGUCCCAAAUGAAAUUCCUUGAGGCCCCAUUUCUUGAUGGGAACUGGGAUGCUUCAGUGUUCCCGUUCCUCAAUGGAGGAGAUGCAACUCAGGAUGCUGGAAACUGCAUGGAUCUUUGGACCUUUGAUGAUCUUCCUUCCAUGGUGGGAGCCGGAGUCUAUUGAGCAACCUUCACCCGUUGCUGGGUUUCUGUAAAUAAGGCUACAUAUUUGGUUUUGUUUGUUGGCAAGAGGCGGUGACAAACAAGAAACUAUGCUUAAGCCUUAGGUGCUGUGGAAGGAGUUAUUGUUAUGUGGAGAGUACAUAGGUAAUUAGGUUUUAUCUUGGUUUGAGACCUUUGAAUGAUGAUUUUGUCUUUAUAUAUAAUGUCUGUAUGGAUGAUGGAAUGUGGUGAAAACUUUAAGCUGCAGAAUAACUUGUUUGUUUGUCCCUAAUAAUGGAUGUGCUCUGUUUACAUGGGGGGAGGUUGGACCUCUCUUCACA